Metarhizium acridum CQMa 102 is the source of this 285-nucleotide messenger RNA. RefSeq lists its product as uncharacterized. NCBI's taxonomy places the organism in Eukaryota, Fungi, Ascomycota, Sordariomycetes, Hypocreales, Clavicipitaceae. The record is from RefSeq and is a predicted model, not a curated record.
AUGAUACUCUUUCGCCUCCUCCUGCUCCUAGCCUCCUCUCUCACCCUCGCGGCAGCGCAGCAGAGCUCUGCUGUGCAAACCUACAAGGGAUCCAAAACAUACACCUACUACGGGUGCUACAACGAAACUACUGAAAUCGAGGGCUCGGACCACUCACGCGCCUUGUCCGGCGGCGCAAAUGAAGUCAGGAAGGGCGAGAUGACGGUACCAAUGUGCCUUGACUUUUGCAACUAUGGGGAGAAUGGCACUCACUAUCGCUAUGCAGGGCUGGAAUGGGCCAGGUGA